AUGGCUAGACCUGUUGAUGUAUCGCAACUACUGGGGACUUUGAAAGGUCAUAAGAGUGGGAAUAAUAUAGGGAAGAAACCUUUAAAGAAAGCAAAAUUUUUAAGUAAAAGUGAAAGGGAAGCUCUUCUUCAAAGUGAAAAUACAAAUGUUAACAAUAAGAAGUUCGUAGAGGAAGACAAACCUUCUACAAGUAAUGAAAAUGUUCCACAGGACGAUGCAGGACGUACCAGCACGGAGUCUCUUAAGCAAGAACCCUCGGUUAGACAUAGUAGUACAAAGUCGAAAUUUAAUUUUGAUUGGCAAAACUCAGAUGAUACAUUAACUGAUUAUAAACCCUUGACAACAUUAAGAGUCAAUGAUCUACUGAAAGCAAAAAGUAUAGCCGAUGAUGGACUCAAUAAGAUUGAGGAAUCAUACUUAGGUAAGCAUUGGACUCAGAAGAAAAUUGGUGAAAUGACGGAAAGAGAUUGGAGGAUUCUAAGAGAAGAUUUCCAAAUAUCUAUUAGAGGUGAUUCAAUAAAACAACCACUUCGAAACUGGAAUGAACUGAAUUUAAUUCCAAAUGAUCUAUCUAACAUUAUAAUCAAGGACUUACGUAUGGAAAAUCCAACACCUAUUCAGCGUGCAACCAUUCCAAAUUUUAUAUCUAACAACAAUAGAUCAGUACUAGGUGUCGCAUCGACAGGGUCAGGUAAAACAUUUGCAUUUAUCAUUCCUAUUUUGACCAAAUUGAACCAAAUACCAGAUAGACCAAGAUCCAUCAGAGUACUAGAAGGACCAAAGGCCCUUAUAUUGGCUCCAACAAGAGAAUUGGCCCAACAGAUUGAAACCGAAGCAAAAAGAAUAACAAAUAUAUGGGACAAACAUGAUUACAAAGUUGUCUCAAUAGUGGGUGGACAUUCUGUUGAAGAGAUCAGCUACGAACUUUCCGACGGUUGUGAUAUCCUGGUCGCAACACCGGGUAGAUUGAUAGAUUGUUUAGAGAAUCAUAUGUUAACAAUGGGCUCUGUGUCAACGGUGGUCCUGGAUGAAGCUGAUAAGAUGAUUGAUCUGGGGUUUGAGGAACAAUUGACUACUAUCCUUAAUAUAUUGGAGAUGGAUAGUACAAUAAAAAAAGAAAAAAGACAGAUUGUAAUGUUUACUGCAACAAUGACAUCACCUAUCGAGAAAAUUGCUAGACAAUACUUGAACAAACCUAUUAAUAUAUCAAUAGGAAGUUCCGAGAAUACCAUACCAAAAAUUCAACAGAAAGUUAUAUAUGCACCAAGUGAUGAUAUGAAAUUUAAUAAAGUUGUGGAACAACUUAGGGAUAGUUUGCCUCCGGUCAUAAUAUUUAUUAAUCAUAAGAGAAUUGCUGAUAUCUUAGCAGAAAAGCUAAAAAAGGAGACAAGGUGCAAUGUGGUCACGCUUCAUGGUUCGAAGAGUCAGGAACAAAGAGAAAAAUCAUUAAGCGCAUUAAAAAAUAAUAAUGCUCAAAUAAUGAUCGCAACCAGUAUUGCUGCCAGAGGGUUAGAUAUUCCAAAUGUAUCACUUGUUAUUAAUUACGAGAUGCCAAAAAAUUUUGAAGAUUAUGUCCAUAGGAUAGGUAGAACUGGUAGAGCUGGAAAUAUUGGUACUGCAAUAACUUUUAUUGGCGAAUACGAGGACAUAACAAUUGUGGAAAAAUUACAAAAAUAUGUUGAGACUGAAAACCCGUUACGUAAUAAUGAAUUUGAUCGUAAGAUCGAAAGGUUAUACAAAAUUCAUGAAGCGAAGUCUGAGUAUAUAAUAUUUUGA
Molecule: messenger RNA, 1776 nt
Organism: Maudiozyma saulgeensis
Lineage: Eukaryota; Fungi; Ascomycota; Saccharomycetes; Saccharomycetales; Saccharomycetaceae
Source: the annotation of a GenBank genome assembly